Adineta ricciae is the source of this 447-nucleotide messenger RNA. The record is from the annotation of a GenBank genome assembly. NCBI's taxonomy places the organism in Eukaryota, Metazoa, Rotifera, Eurotatoria, Adinetida, Adinetidae.
AUGCGAUGCAGGUCGUGUUCUCAUCUUCAUUCGACAUUUGCUAUUCAUGAGACUUAUUUGAUGAAGACGAUCCGAGAUUUUGCACCUGAUGAUCUGUGGUUUUGUGACCUAGGUCCUGAGUUGUCUCGUUCAUUUCGUGCAUUGAAAGUGUGGUUCACAUUUAAAGAACAUGGUAUUGAGAAACUUGGACAGAAGAUCGCAGACAAUUGUGAACAAGCACAAUACUUUGCUCGAUUACUUGAGAAACAUGCAGAUAUCAUUCAUGUUCUUCGUCCUAUCACAUUGAACAUUGUUAAUUUUCGAGUUAUACAAAAAGAACUGGAUGGAGAUGAUCAUGAACUCAUCGAUCAAUUCAAUGCUGAUCUAACACAAGAUGUGCAAAUGUCAGGUGUAGCUUCGGAAUGGAAAUCAUUCAUAGCUAAAUGGGAUGUGUUAAGGAUUGUCUAA